UAUAUGAAAAACUGUUCAGAAAAUACGAAUAUUCUGAUCUCAAGGAAGAAGAAGGGGUAAAAGUAAUUCUUCGCAGUUACUUUAUCAGUCAUAUACGUCUCGGUUCUCCCAUAGAAAUGAUCAACAUCGAGACUCAGUAUUUUAAUCUGCAUAAAAUUCUUCUGCUCGCUGUUGGUUUAUGGCCUUAUAAACAAUCACACCUAGCUCGACUUCAAUUUAUUUUCUUAUCUAGUAUUUUGACGACAUACCUUAUAUUUCAGUGUACGAUGUUUCUUUCACAAAGAUGUACUCCGGAUUUCAUUAUAAAAGUUCUAUCUUCCGUAUUCGUCUUUGCUAUGUGUGUGAUAAAAUACAACAUGUUCUGUGUUAAAGCUAUGAAGGAUCUAUUGGAGCAAUUACUGCAUGUAUAUAAUGAAAUAAAAGAUGAAAAUGAAAUUGCUAUUAUACACAAAUAUGGAUAUAAUGGCAAACGUUUUACCAUUGCAAUUACAGUACUUGCCGCUAUCAGUACAAUAGCUUUUAUCGUUGCAUCAUUUUGGUCGAAUAUUUUGAACAUUAUUUUACCAACAAACACAUCGAGAGCACAUCACUUACUUAUCAAAACAGAGUAUUUGAUCGACCAAGAAAAAUACUUUUAUUUGAUACUACUGCACGCCAUUGUAUCAUUUUGCAUCGGAGGAAUUGCUGCAUUGGCGAUAGGAACAAUAUUGUUUACGUACCUUCAACAUGUUUGUGGAAUGUUUAAAAUUGCCAGUUAUCGUAUCGAACGUGCAAUGAGCAUCGACAUGUUACGAAAUAUCAAUCUUAGAAAAAGCAUUUUAAUAUUUAGGGGUUUAAUUUAUGCUGUGGAUAUUCAUCGAAAAGCUAUGAAAUUAUCAAAACACGUUCAAUAUAGUUGUGAAAAAAUGAUGAGCUGUUUAAUAGCAUUUGGAGUAAUCUCGGUGAGCCUCAAUCUGUUUCGCAUUGCUUCAUUUGAUGAGGAACUUAUAUUCCCCUUCCUAUUUACAUCUCUCGCUAUCAUGUACAUGUUUUUAGCCAAUUAUAUUGGUCAACUUAUAACGAAUCACAAUCAUCACAUAUUUGUUACUGCGUAUAAUGUUCAAUGGUAUAUAGCUCCAUUGUAUAUACAGAAAAUCAUAUUAUUUCUGUUACAAAGAGAUUCGAAAAACUUUACUUUGAGCGUCGGUGGACUCUUUGUUGCAUCUAUAGAGUGUUUUGCUACGCUAGCGAAGACUUCCGUAUCUUAUUUUACAGUUAUAUAUUCUACACGAUGA
Molecule: messenger RNA, 1274 nt
Organism: Camponotus floridanus (Florida carpenter ant)
Lineage: Eukaryota; Metazoa; Arthropoda; Insecta; Hymenoptera; Formicidae
Exons: 10
Coding region: 117-1274 (385 amino acids)
Biological process (GO): detection of chemical stimulus involved in sensory perception of smell; sensory perception of smell
Cellular component (GO): plasma membrane
Molecular function (GO): odorant binding; olfactory receptor activity
Source: RefSeq, a predicted model, not a curated record